Messenger RNA from Acanthosepion pharaonis, 2757 nucleotides. NCBI's taxonomy places the organism in Eukaryota, Metazoa, Mollusca, Cephalopoda, Sepiida, Sepiidae. The record is from the annotation of a GenBank genome assembly.
AUGAAAAUAUCUCUUCAUUUUUCUCAAUCGACCCCUCUCCACGUCCUAUUCUCUUUUCUUUUUCUCCUCUCCUCUCCUCUUUUUCACCUCAUCUCACCUCUCCUCUCCUCUCCUCUUUUUCUUCUCUCCUCUUUUUCUUCUUUCCUCUCCUCUCCUCUUUCCUCUCCUCUCUUCUUUUUCUUUCCUCUCCUCUUUUUUUUUCUCCUCUCCUCUUUCAUUCCUCUCCUCUCUUUCUUUCCUCUCCUCUCUCCUCUUUCUUUUCUCUUCUCUUCUCCUCUCCUCUCCUCUUUUUUCUCUUCUCCUCUCUUCUCUUUUCUCUUCUCCUCUCCUCUUCUCUUUUCUCUUCUCUUCUCCUCUCUCUUCUCUUUUUUCUCUUCCUCUCCUUCUCUUUCUCUUCUCCUCUCCUCUUCUCUUUUUCUCUUCUCCUCUUCUCUUUUUUCUCUUCUCCUCUUCUCUUUUUCUCUUCUCCUCUCCUCUUUUUCUCUUUCUCUCUCUUUUUCUCUCCUCUCUCCUCUUUUUUUCCUCUCUCUUCUCCUCUCCUCUUCUCUUUUUCUCUUCUCCUCUCUUUUCUUCUCUCCUCUCUCCUCUUUCCUCUCCUCUCCCUCUCUUCUCUUUCCUCUCUCCUCUUUCUCUCCUCUCCUCUUUCCUCUCCUCUUUUUUCUUUCCUCUCCUUCUCUUUUCUUUCACUUUCUCUUCUCUUCUCCUCUCCUCUUUUUUUUCUCUUCUCUCAAUUCUCCUCUCCUUCUCUCUUUCCUUUCCUUCUCCUCUCUCCUCUCCCUUUCUCUCUUCUUCUCUUUUUUCUCUUCUCCUCUCCUCUUCUCUUUUUUUCUCUUCUCCUCUCCUCUUCUCUUUUUUCUCUUCUCCUCUCUCUUCUCUUUUUUCUCUUCUCCUCUCCUCUUCUCUUUUUCUCUUCUCUCUUUUUCUCUUCUCCUCUUUGACUCCUCUCCUCUUUUCUCUUUUCCUCUUCCUUUUUUCCUCUUUUCCUCUCUCUUUCCCCUUCUCCCUCCUCUCCUCUUCUUUUUUUUUUUUCUCUCUCCUCUUUCUCCUCUCUUCUAUGUUCUCCUCUUCUCUUUUUCUCUCUUUUCUUUCCCUCUAUUCUUCUCUCUCCUCUCCUCUUUUUCUUCUCCUCUUCUCUUUUUCUCUUCUCAUUUUCUCUUUCUUUUUCUCCUCUCCUCUCCUUUUUCUUUUUUUCUACUUCUCUCCUCUUCCUCUUUUCUCUUUUCCUCUUCUCUUUUCUCUUCUCUUCUCUUUUUUUUCUCCUCUUCUCUUUUUCUCUUUUUCUCUUCUCUUCUCCUCUUCUCUUUUUUCUCUUCUCCUCUCCUUUUUUUCUCUCCUCUUCAUCUUUCUCUUUCUUUUUUUUUCUCUUCUCCUCUUCUCUUUUUUCUCCUCUUCUUUUUUUCUUUUCUCUUCUCCUCUUCUCUUUUUCUUCUUCUCUCUUCUUCUCUUCUCUUCUUCUCCUCUUCUCUUUUCUCUUCUCUCUUCUUUUUUCUCUUCUUUCUCUUCUUCUCCUCUUCUCUUUUUUCCUCUUCUCCCUCUUCUCCUCUUCUUCUCUUUUUUCUCUUCUCCUCUUCUUUUUUUCUCUUCCUCUCCUCUUUAUUUCUUCUCCUUCUUCUUCUCUUUUCUCUUCUCUUCCUCUUCUCUUUUUCUCUUUUUUUCUCUUCUCCUCUUUUUUCUCCUUUCUUCUCUUUCUCUUCUUCUCUUCUCUUUUUCUCUUCUCUCUCUCUCUUUCUCUUUUUUCUCUUCACCUCUCCUCUUCUCUUUUCUUCUCCUCUUCUUUUUUCCUUUUCUUUUUCUCCUCUCCUCUUUUUUUCUUCUCCUCUCUUCUCUUUUUCUCUUCCUCCUCUUCUCUUUUCUCUCCUCUCUUCUCUUCUCUUUUCUCUUUUUUUUUCUCUUCUCCUUUUCGUUUCACUUCUCUUUUUCGUUUCUCUUUCUCUUCUCCUUUUCGUUUCUCUUCUCUUUUUCGUUUCUCUUUCUCUUCUCCUUUCUCUUUUCUCUUCUCUCUCCUCUUUUUCUCUUCUCUUCUCCUCUUCUCUUUUCUCUUCCUCUCCUCCUCUUUUUUCUCUUCUCUCUUUUCUCUUUUUCUCUUCUCUCCUCUCUUUUCUCUUCUUUUCUUCUCUUCUCCUCUUUUCCCUCUCUUCUUUUUUUCUCUUCUCUUUUCUCUUUCUUUUCUCUUCUCUUUUUCUCUUUUUUCUCUUCUCCUCUCCUCUUUUUUUCUCUUUCCUCUCCUCUUCUCUUUUCUCUUCUUUUCUCUUCUCUUUUUUCUCUUCUCUUUCUUUUCUUCUCUUUUUCCUUUUCUCUUCUCUUUUUUCUUCUUUUUCUCUCUUCUUUUUCCUUCUUCUCUCCUCUUUUUUCACUUCUCCUUUUUUUCUUCUCUCUUCUCUUCUUUUUUCUCUUCUCCUCCUCUUCUUUUUUUUUUUCUCUUCUCUUCUCCUCUUCUUUUUCUCUUCUUUUUCUUUUCUUUUCUCUCUUCUUUUUUUUUUCUCUUCUCCUCUCCUCUUCUCUUUUUCUCUUCUCCUCUCCUCUUCUUUUUUUUCUCCUCUCCUCUUCUCUUUUUUCUCUUCUCCUCUUCUCUUUUUCUUCUCCUCUUCUCUUUUCUUCUCCUCUCCUCUUCUCUUUUUUUUUUCUCUUCUCCUCUCCUCUUCUCUUUUUUUCUCUUCUCCUCUUCUCCGCUCCUCUCUUCUUCUCCUCUGUAGUACCAUGUGGCGCAUUUCUACGUCUAUUUUUUUUUUUUUUGCCAUACUCUUGCGUCCAGAAUAG